Fusarium pseudograminearum CS3096 is the source of this 558-nucleotide messenger RNA. RefSeq lists its product as uncharacterized. The record is from RefSeq and is a predicted model, not a curated record. The coding region runs from base 1 to 558 and encodes 185 amino acids. The transcript is spliced from 2 exons. Lineage: Eukaryota; Fungi; Ascomycota; Sordariomycetes; Hypocreales; Nectriaceae.
AUGGCGCGUGUACGAAGACGUGGGGCCAUUGCUGCCAAAAGAAGCGAUCAGCCCAAGACGAGACAGACGAAAUUAUCCGUACCCAAGUCUAGUACCAAGUCUCAAUCUACUCCAAGCCGAGCUUUAUCCGAUGUGCUGCUAUCAAUCAAACCACACCACUUAGAAAACAUCAUCUCUCGCGAAAAGAAUCACGAAUAUCGCAAGUAUCGCCUGAAAGAUGGCGUGUCGCGUCUCUGGCUAUACGAGACCGGCAUUGAUGGAGGAAGCUCAUCAAUAACUCAUAUCGCCAUCAUCCCACCCACCACGCGUCAUGAACCAGGCUCUGUGCCCACCGAACCACCUGGUAUUGGCAAUCAAGACUUCAACGCAGGGCGCAAAGAGUCCAAGUACGGUUACCCUAUACUCGAGCUAUACGAACUCGUGAAUCCAGUCACUCUCAACGAGAUGAAGACCCGAUGGGGAAUGGGCCCACCUCAGGGCCGGCAGUACGUGAAAUCAGACCUUUGGGAGGACAGAUGGGGUGAGGACAGAAGUGGGAAGGUGAACAAAUUAUACUAA